Molecule: messenger RNA, 1002 nt
Organism: Ilex paraguariensis (yerba mate)
Lineage: Eukaryota; Viridiplantae; Streptophyta; Magnoliopsida; Aquifoliales; Aquifoliaceae
Source: the annotation of a GenBank genome assembly
AUGUCAAAACAGCCAAAACUUUUUGAGGAAAUGAAGCUGGGGGAAACUGAAGAUAGGUUCAGCAAUUUACCAAACUGUCUCAUUGGCCAUAUUCUAUCCUUUCUUCCUACAAAAUACGCUGUUCGAACAAGCGUUUUGUCAACCAAAUGGAAGAAGAUGUGGACUUUAAUCAGCAAUCUAGACUUUGAUGAUCAGCAGCUAACUUUACACCCUCCAACGAAUAAUAGUGAUCAGUGCAAAGCGAGUUUCAUGAAGUUUGUUUAUCGGGUGUUGCUUUUGCUGGAAACGUCAAAUGUGAAUAAAUUCCGUAUCAGAAGUUGUGCAAAUUUUGAUGUUUCAUACGAUGUCAAUUCUCGGGUUUCUGCAUCGCUAUCACGAAGUGUUCGAGAAAUCGAUCUCUAUCUCUACAUCCCUUUGAAAGGAUUCGAUUCCAGUAAGAGGCUCUUUUCCGGCUGCCCUAAGCUUGAGGAUUUGGCUUUACGAGGAUGUCAAUGGCAAAAUAUGAGUGUUCUUGACAUAUCAGCUCCUGCACUGAACAGAUUGACUAUUAUAGAUUGCGAGACUAAUACCACCUCUUAUACAGAAUUUUAUGAGUAUAGGAUUGAGCUUAAUACUCCAAGUCUCUUGUACUUGAACUAUGUGGAUUAUGUAGUAGGAGGCUAUGCCAUGGGGAAGAUAGCAAAUGUUCAUACUCUUCAUUUAUCUAAUGAAUCUAUUCAGGGACUAUUACAUUGUGAUCAUUCACAAGAAUUCGUCGACGAUUGGGUUCCUCCUAAUUGUGUUCCUUCUUGUUUGGUUUUCCACCUGAAGAUAGUUGACAUAAGGGAAUUUGAAGGGCACGAGUAUGAGCAGAAGAAAGUGAAGUACUUUUUAUGUAAUGCGAAAGUUUUGAAGACACUGUGUAUACGUCUCUUGAUGGCCAAGGAGGAAAGGUUGGAGGUUAGAAGAAAGUUAUUGAAAAUGUCAAGGGGUUCAAGGAGUUGUAAAGUUGUCCUUUCUUGA